Molecule: messenger RNA, 1407 nt
Organism: Culex quinquefasciatus (southern house mosquito)
Lineage: Eukaryota; Metazoa; Arthropoda; Insecta; Diptera; Culicidae
Product: cilia- and flagella-associated protein 251
Exons: 2
Coding region: 1-1407 (468 amino acids)
Cellular component (GO): extracellular matrix
Source: RefSeq, a predicted model, not a curated record
AUGCUUAAGGUUGCAACGGUGCUAGCCCUGGUGGUGGUUGCUGCCGUACUGGCGGCCCCCAAGGGAUCACGCCAGGAUCGGGAAAAGGGUAACGCCGUAGACACCCGACGCGGCGAAUGGUCCUGGCAGCAGAUCGAGCGGUACGACGAGAAGGCCGAGCGCGAACGUCAACGGGAGCAGGCGGAGAGUCGGGGACGCGUGGAGGAGCAGGAGGAGGAAGAGGGGGAUGAGGGGGAGGGGGAAGAACAAGAAGAAGCGGAAGUAGAGGACGAGGAUCAGGAAGCUGGAGAUGAGGGUGAGGAGGAAGAAUCGGCUGAUGAGAGUGAGGGAAGUGAAGAGCAGGAGGAAGAGCAGGAAAAACCUCGUGUAACUGUUUGGGGACGUCAACUGAAACAUCGUAAGGAAGAGGAGAAGUCCGAGCAGCAGAAGCGUCGAGAGGGGGAAAAUAGUGGGGAAGCUGGAAAGAAGCAGGAGAGCAAACGAAACGACAAAAAGCGAGAGGAACGCGAGCAGGAAAAGAAGCGCGAAGAGCGUAAGAAGAAAGAGCAAAAGAGCAAGGUGGAAGCUCGUGAAGAAGGGGACAAGAAGCGACAGGAGCGAAAGAAGGGUGAGAAAAAGGACAAAGUAGAAGCUCGUGAAAAGCAGGACAAGAAGCGUCAAGAGCGAAACAAGGGUGAGAGUAAGGGCAAGGUUGAAGCUCAACGCGAGGAGAAGAAGAAAGAAUCCCGCAAACAAGAGGUCAACAAGAAGGAAGAACGCAAGCAAGCUGAGCAAAAGCGAAGCGAGAAAGGUGGCAAGAACAAGGGUGAGCGUAAACAGGAGAGCAAGAAAGGUGAGGGAAAACGUCAGGAAGCUCAGCGUGCUGAGCAAGAUGGAGGGAGAAAAGGCAAGGCUGGACGCCAGGAAGGAUGGUUGAGGGCUCGUCAGGAGGGGCAAAGAGGCGAGCAGGCAAGUCGCCAGGAAGCUCGUAGGGAGCAACAACAGCGGGAAGAGCAAAAGAACGAAGAGCAAAAUGAAGGCGGAGAGGAAGCGCAGGAAGAAGGAUCAGUGGAAAGCGAAGCUGGAGAAGCUGAAGAGAAUCGUGGCGACGAGCAGCGUGGUAACGGAGACGGCAGCAAGAAGGGAAUCAAGCUUCCAAACUACGAGUUUGCGUACGGUGUGUUUGACCCGGUGUCUGGUGACCACAAGGAUCAGUGGGAGAAGCGCGUUGGUGACCAUGUUCGGGGAGUGUACUCGCUGCAACAACCCGAUGGUAAGAAGCGCGUCGUUGAGUACGAAGGUAACGGAAAGAGCGGAAUCGAAGCUGUCGUGAAAGAACUUCCCAAGAAUAAGAAGGAGGACAAGGAACAUCGCGAGAAGUCGGAUGGAGUUGCCCACAGCUACAUCAGGGUGAAGCAAAUUAAUUAA